This is a messenger RNA of Prosopis cineraria, 1097 nucleotides long. Its product is annotated as protein LIGHT-DEPENDENT SHORT HYPOCOTYLS 10-like. The record is from RefSeq and is a predicted model, not a curated record. Gene Ontology annotation, cellular component: nucleus. The coding region runs from base 23 to 751 and encodes 242 amino acids. Lineage: Eukaryota; Viridiplantae; Streptophyta; Magnoliopsida; Fabales; Fabaceae. Gene Ontology annotation, biological process: mRNA transcription; response to light stimulus. The transcript has 2 exons.
AAAAGCAGCUUCAAAGGGGCCCAUGACAUGUCCUCUCAAAGAAGUCGUGAUUUUCAUCUUUCUUCACUGCACUAAACCCCAUUCUUUCACCUUCCUUUCCUCCCCAAAUUGUCAUUUCCAUUGUCCCCAAACCACUAACUUAAUAUCUGGAACCUUCCACACCAAUUACCUUCUCUGCAAUAUAGCCAUGGCUACCGUGUCCGGCGAAUUUCAAAUCAAUUCCGGUCAGGCAACCUCGUCGGCAAGGAGAGCCGGGGUCGUUGGUGAUCAGCAGGAGAAACAGCAGACAACGCCGCUGAGCAGGUACGAGUCACAGAAGCGGCGAGACUGGAACACCUUCGGCCAGUACCUGAAGAACCAGACACCUUCUGUUUCUCUCUCUCAAUGUAACUACAACCAUGUCCUAGAAUUUCUGCGAUACCUCGAUCAGUUCGGGAAGACUAAGGUCCACUUACAUGGCUGCGUGUUUUUCGGCCAACCCGACCCGCCUGCCCCUUGCACCUGUCCCCUCAGGCAGGCCUGGGGAAGCCUGGACGCCCUCAUCGGACGUCUACGGGCCGCCUUCGAAGAGCAUGGAGGCUCACCGGAGAAUAAUCCUUUCGGAAGUGGAGCUAUUAGGGUGUAUCUGCGUGAAGUGAAGGAGUGUCAGGCAAAGGCAAGAGGAAUUCUGUACAAGAAGAAGAAGAAGAAGAGACCCCAAAUUAAGGGACCUGAUCACACAGCCAAGACUCUCAAGCAAACGGCUUCUUGAUAAAACGUAACUAUGUGCGCCUCCCUCAGCUUUCGUUUCAGGGCUAUACGAAAGACGAAGAAGCUGGAUUUAGCAGAACUGUUAUAUGGAGAAGGGAAAGAAGAGCAUUGGCUGAUGUGCUGCGUCAUCCACGUAUUUCGGCAAAGAGAAGGGAAAGAAAAAUCAAUGUGUGGUUAAGUAAUAAUGCAGAGAAUUUAUAGUCUCGGUAAAACCACCUUAAUUAAUUACUCUGAUUACUACUCCUGCUGUCUUCCCAUGCAUAUUUAUAUGUAUAUGUUACAUUGUUACCUAUGGAUAUUAGAUAUUAAUGUUAGCUUAAAAUAUCCCAUCAAUUAAGGCAAAUUAA